AUGGCCAAUCUACUCAAAGAUUUCUUGGACAGUCACGAAGAAGAGAAGCCGACGCCGCAGUGCCUGAUGAGAAUACAACGUGACCUCGCGGAACUGCACGCCGACCCUCCGCCGGGCGUUUUCGCGGCGCCCGAAGAGAGCGACGUAUCCGUCAUCCACGCCGUCAUUGUGGGCCCGUGGAACACUCCGCUCGAAGGCGGCCUCUUUCAUAUAGUAUUCAAACUCCCGCCCGACUAUCCGAUGCGGUCGCCUCAUGCAUUCUUCGUGACCGGAGUCGAGGCCAUGGUGUCCUUUCACAAUCAUAUCCGCUGGGGCAACAUUUGCCCCAGCGCACAAGGCACGUAUGGCGGGAUGAGUUGGAGCCCGGCGCAGACCAUCGGCAGCCUGCUGGUGUCCAUACAGUCCUUGCUGGCCGACGGCGCCGCGGAGCGAAUGCGCCUUAACGCGGUCAGCAUCGCGGUAUGCGACACGCUCGAAGGCUGCCUGAAGGAGCUGCCCGCCCCGGAUGCGAUGCCGCCGCCUCUGAAGAAGCAAGUCCUCAAGUACUUCGUCGACAACUACGCCAAGUACGAGGACUCGGUCAAGGCGCAGAUCGGUUCCUCUACUGGACCAUUCUCGUGGUUUUCAGGGAACAGCUGUUACGAGCAGCUUCUCCAGCGACUCCGGUACAUCAAGAAGGAGGUCGACGAAAAGAAGGCGGCCGAUGGACAGCAAAAUAACGACUUCUCUCUUCCGGCGGUGACGCAGAGCAGACAGGCAUAA
Rhipicephalus sanguineus (brown dog tick) is the source of this 762-nucleotide messenger RNA. Its product is annotated as ubiquitin-conjugating enzyme E2 Z. NCBI's taxonomy places the organism in Eukaryota, Metazoa, Arthropoda, Arachnida, Ixodida, Ixodidae. The transcript has a single exon. The record is from RefSeq and is a predicted model, not a curated record. The coding region runs from base 1 to 762 and encodes 253 amino acids.